Messenger RNA from Nannospalax galili (Upper Galilee mountains blind mole rat), 2645 nucleotides. RefSeq names its product cytochrome P450 2D20-like. Gene Ontology annotation, cellular component: cytoplasm; intracellular membrane-bounded organelle. Gene Ontology annotation, biological process: arachidonate metabolic process; xenobiotic metabolic process. The transcript is spliced from 9 exons. Gene Ontology annotation, molecular function: heme binding; iron ion binding; oxidoreductase activity, acting on paired donors, with incorporation or reduction of molecular oxygen, reduced flavin or flavoprotein as one donor, and incorporation of one atom of oxygen. Bases 81 to 1583 code for a protein of 500 amino acids. The record is from RefSeq and is a predicted model, not a curated record. Lineage: Eukaryota; Metazoa; Chordata; Mammalia; Rodentia; Spalacidae.
UAUGGUAAGAGAGUCCCACUGAAGUGUGUGGUGUGAGGACCGCGAGGUAUUCCCGAAGACUGGGGAGCCGUGACGCAGACAUGGGACUGCUGACUGGGGAUGGACUGUGGCCUCUGGUCGUAUUCACGGCCAUCUUCCUGCUGUUGGUGGACCUGAUGCACCGGCGCCAGCGCUGGACUGCCCGCUACCCCCCAGGCCCCGUGUCGCUACCUCUGCUGGGCAACAUGCUGCAGAUGGACUUCAAGAACAUACCAGAUAGCAUGUACAAGCUACAGCAGCGCUAUGGUGAUGUGUUCAGCCUGCAGAUGUCUGGGAAGCCAGUGGUUGUGAUCAAUGGACUGAAGGCCGUGAGGGAAGUACUGGUGAACUGUGGAGAGGACACUGCAGACCGACCAUCAACAGCGAUCCUUAAAUAUCUGGGCAGGAAGCCCAAAUCUCAAGGUGUGGUCUUUGCACGUUACGGGCCUGAGUGGAGAGAGCAGCGGAGAUUCUCUGUGUCCACCAUGCGCAACUUCGGCCUGGGCAAGAAAUCACUGGAGGAGUGGGUGACCGAGGAGGCCAGCUGCCUCUCUGCCGCCUUUGCUGACCACGAAGGGUGUCCCUUCAAUCCCUACACCCUCCUGAACAAAGCCACGUGCAAUGUGAUUUCCUCCCUUAUUUUUGCCCGUCGCUUUGAGUAUGAAGACCCUUACUUCAUCAAGAUGUUGAAAGUAAUGAAUGAAAGUUUGAAAGUUGUCGCUGGCUUCAUUCCUGAGGUGCUGAAUGCAUUCCCAAUCCUCUUGCGCAUCCCAGCCCUGACUGACAAGGUCUUCAGAGAGCAAAAGGCAGUCAUUGCCAUGGUGCAUGAGCUGGUGACCAAACACAAGACCACUUGGGACCCUGUGCAGCCACCCAGAGACCUGACUGAUGCCUUCUUGGCUGAGAUGGAGAAGGCCAAGGGAAAACCUGAGAGCAGCUUCACUGAUGACAAUCUGUACAUAGUGGUGGGUGAGCUGUUUGGAGCAGGGAUAGUGACCACCUCGACAACGCUGACCUGGGCUCUACUGCUCAUGAUCCUGUACCCAGAUAUACAAUGUCGAGUCCAGCAGGAGAUUGAUGAAGUCAUAGGGCAGGCUCGGCGCCCAGAGAUGGCAGACCAGGAACGAAUGCCCUUCACCAACGCUGUGAUUCACGAGGUGCAGCGCUUUGGGGCCAUCGUUCCAUUGACUAUGCCGUUCAUCACAUCUCGGAGCAUUGAAGUACAGGGCUUCCACAUCCCCAAGGGGACAAGACUCAUUGCCAACCUGUUCUCGGUGAUGAAGGAUGAGAGAGCCUGGGAGAAGCCUCUCCACUUCCACCCAGAACACUUCCUGGACUCCCAGGGCCGUUUUGUGAAGCCUGAGGCCUUUGUGCCAUUCUCAGCAGGCCGCCGCGCAUGCCUCGGGGAGCCACUGGCCCGCAUGGAGCUCUUCCUCUUCUUCACCUGCCUCCUGCAGAGAUUUAGUUUUUCGAUCCCUGCUGGACAGCCCCGGCCCAGUGAUCGCGCUGUCUUUGGCACUCUGACAGCACCAUCCCCCUACCAGCUCUGUGCAGUGGUCCGCUAGUCGGAGCUCCAAUUCCAGUGAUGUCCCAAACUCAGGUCCUCAUCUACAAUAAACCAGUCCCGUGGCAUCCCUUUGGUUCCUACCAUCCAGCCCCUAUCCCAUGUGUGUACGUGUCCUCACAUAGCAGUCUGUAGUCACCACCAAGUGCCUCAGCCCCCAUUACUAGAAAACAUGAAUACUAUGAGAAAAUGCUGUACUGAGAGAACGGCAGUGGCCAGGCCUGCACUAGAGCCUUUGGGAGACUGAGGCAGGAAGAGUGAUUGAUGUUCAAGACCCACACAGAAGGACAGAGCGUACAAGGGCAGCCUGGACAGCUUGGUAAGACCCUGUCUCAACAAAACAAAACAGGACACCCGGAAGAUUGUAAGGAAGGGAGGGAAGUCAGAGGGAAGCGAAGGAAACCACCAGAGUUAAACCAAGAAGAGAGCAGCAGCUUGUGCAGACCUAUAAACAGGGAAAAUGAAUCAGUCAUACAAACCUCCUGACUACAACAAGCCCAGGUCCAAAUGCAUUCACGUGAGAAGUCUGCUAGACUUUCAAAGAUGAUCUACCAUCAAUACUUCUUAUAUUAUUCAAAAAGAUAGAAGCAGAGGGAGAACUCCCAAACUCCAUCUAAGAAGCCAGUAGCACUGUAAUACCAACACCAUAGAAAGACACAACAAAAAGAAAACAAUAGGCCCAUGUCCUUAAUGCACACACACGCAAAGAUUCUCAACACAGUGCUCAGAAACCACAUACAGACACACAUCUGAAAGGCCAUCCACCGUGAUCAAGUUGACUUUAUUCCGGAGAUGCAGGUAUUGUUCAAUAUACAGAAGUCGAUAAAUGUAAUAAAUUAUAUAUAUAGACGUAAAGUCAAAAAUCACUUGGUCACCUCAAUAGAUGUAGAAAAAGGUCUUUGAGAAAAUGCAGCACACAUUCAUGUGAAAAUUCCCAAAGGGAACUGGGCUGGAGGGAACAUACCUUAACAUAAUGAAAGCUAUGUAUAAAAAACUCCCAGCUUACAUCACUCUAAAUGGAGGAAAACUGGAAGCGUUCCCAUUAAAAUCAAGACCCACAGGG